Molecule: messenger RNA, 5442 nt
Organism: Tupaia belangeri chinensis (Chinese tree shrew)
Lineage: Eukaryota; Metazoa; Chordata; Mammalia; Scandentia; Tupaiidae
Gene: ALG10
Product: ALG10 alpha-1,2-glucosyltransferase
Exons: 4
Coding region: 317-1621 (434 amino acids)
Biological process (GO): dolichol-linked oligosaccharide biosynthetic process; protein N-linked glycosylation
Cellular component (GO): endoplasmic reticulum
Molecular function (GO): dolichyl pyrophosphate Glc2Man9GlcNAc2 alpha-1,2-glucosyltransferase activity
Source: RefSeq, a predicted model, not a curated record
GCCUUGAGCUGUACGUUUUUAGUGUCUUUACUCCCCUUCUCCGCCUUCAGCCGGGCGCUGCGAGAGCCCUACAUGGACGAGAUCUUCCACCUGCCGCAGGCGCAGCGCUACUGUGAGGGCCAUUUCUCCCUCUCGCAGAUACACCCUCCCAGCCAUGAAACGUGAAACCAACUGGAUUAUCUUUUGUUCCUGUCGCUCAGAUCUGUGAAUACGAAUAUUUGUUAAAUAAUGAGUUAAGAGCGGACUUGUCUCCUGGGAAGGCGUAAUCUGGGAGAAUAUUUAAUGAGGAACCGAAUUACUGCUCUUUUGGCAACGGAUGAUGUCUGUCUUAGUUUGUCUUCCCGGCCUUGGAAUUGGAGAUUUUGGGUGGGAUCCCAUGAUUACCACAUUGCCUGGCUUAUACCUGGUGUCGGUUGGAGUGGUCAAACCUGCCAGCUGGAUCUUUGGAUGGUCUGAACAUGUUGUCUGCUCCUUUGGAAUGCUAAGAUUUGUUAAUCUUCUCUUCAGUGUUGGCAAUUUCUAUUUACUCUACUUGCUUUUCCGCAAGGUGCAACCCAGAAACAAGGGUGCCUCAAGUAUCCAGAGAAUCUUGUCAACAUUAACAUUAGCAGUAUUUCCCACGCUCUACUUCUUUAAUUUCCUUUAUUAUACAGAAGCAGGAUCCUUGUUUUUUACUCUUUUUGCCUAUUUGAUGUGUCUUUAUGGAAAUCAUAAAACUGCAGCCUUGCUUGGAUUUUGUGGCUUCAUGUUUCGUCAGACAAAUAUCAUCUGGGCUGUCUUCUGUGCAGGAAAUGUCAUCGCACAAAAGCUAACAGAAGCUUGGAAAACUGAGCUACAAAAGAAGAAGGAAGAGAGGCUCCCCCCUAUUAAAGGACCAUUUUCAGAAUUCAGAAAAAUUCUUCAGUUUCUUUUGGCUUAUUCCAUGUCCUUUAAGAACUUAAGUAUGCUUUUCCUUUUAACUUGGCCCUACAUCCUUCUGGGAUUUGUGUUUUGUGCUUUUGUAGUGAUUAACGGUGGAAUUGUUAUUGGUGAUCGGAGUAGUCAUGAAGCCUGUCUUCAUUUUCCUCAGCUCUUCUACUUUUUCUCUUUUACUCUCUUUUUUGCUUUUCCUCACCUGUUAUCACCUAGCAAAAUUAAAGCUUUUCUUUGCUUAGUUUGGAAACGUAGACUUCAGUUUUUUGUGAUUACCUUAGUUUCCAUAUUUUUAGUUUGGAAAUUCACUUAUGCUCAUAAAUACUUGCUAGCUGACAAUAGACAUUAUACAUUCUAUGUGUGGAAAAGAGUUUUUCAAAGAUACGAUAUCGUGAGAUAUUUGUUGGUUCCAGUCUAUAUAUUUGCUGGUUGGAGUAUAGCUGACUCGUUGAAAGCAAAAUCGAUUUUCUGGAAUUUAGUGUUUUUCAUAUGCGUGUUCACUGUUAUAGUUCCUCAGAAACUGCUAGAAUUCCGUUACUUCAUUUUACCUUAUAUUAUUUAUAGGCUUAAUAUACCUCUACCACCCACAUCUAGACUUGUUUGUGAACUGGGUUGCUAUGCAAUUGUGAAUUUCCUAACUUUUUACAUCUUUCUGAACAAAACUUUUCAGUGGCCUAAUAGUCAAGACAUUCAGAGGUUUAUGUGGUAAUGCCAGGAGUAUUCUCAACUCUUAAAGUAAACUCAAUAUUUAAUUGAGUAUUUCUACAAGGAACAACUAAAUAGGUAGAUAAGGAAUUUAUUUUAGGCAGAAUUCAAACCAUGGUUUUUAUAUAUGUCUUAAGCAUGUAUAUAACAAAUCCAGGGAAGUUAAGUGAUAAAAGAACUGAGAAAGAGGAAAACCUUCAAAACCUUGAAUAAUAGGAAAAUAAAGUUGUUUAUAAUUAUCUUAUGAUAUCUGUCACAUACUGCUAGCCACCCAAAAGGUUGGAAACUUUUUGUAUAUACAAUGUUAGGAAAACUGGCUAUGCUUCAUAGUACUGGAACUAAUUUGUUGAUUCUCAUCAGAAAGUAAUCAUAAAGUAUUUGGAAAAAUUUAUUAAUGAUCAGGUAAUAUUCUUGAUUGAAAAGUUGCUUAAUAUUUCAGUACCUAUUAUUUUAAUCAUAAGUAGACUAGACACACACAAAUAUUAAGUUAAAUUGGGUUGUCGGAAAAGUCAUGAUGCAUUUUUGCAUAGAAAAAUAUAGAAAACAUGACUUUUCUGACAACCCAGUAAAUUAGAUAUUCAUGUGUGUUUAAAAAUCAACUUGUUGGGUUUUAUUUAAAAUACAAAAAUGAUAAAGUAUUUGUAUAAUUUUUCAUUUCAUAUUUAUGGUGGCCAAAGAUAAAUUGUAUUAACUGUAAAACCUUUUAAGAGGUCUUUGUUUUUCCUGAAAUACAUUAUUAUGUUAGUUUUCUAGGGUUGCUGUAGCAAAUGACCACAAACUUGAGUUAAAAAGUUCUCUCAUUUCUGGAGGGCACAGUCUGAAAUCAAAAUGUCAAGAGAGGUGGUUCCUUCUAGAGGCUUUGAGGAAGUAUAUUCCAUGCCACUCCCAGUUUCUGAGAGCUGUCUACAAUCUUUGUGGAAUUCCUUGGCUUCUCUACUCAUCACUUCAACCUGUGCCUCUGUCAUCUUUAUCUUAUAAGGACAAUGUCAUUGGAUUUAGAUCCCACCCUAGUGCAGGAUGUUUCUUCUGGAAAUUCUUAAUUAUGUCUACAAAGACCCCUUUUCUAUUCAUGGAUUUCUGGUAGAAUACAUUUUUGUGGGACACUUUUCAAUUCACUACAGUUACUAAAGGAUGUUUUAAGAUAAACCUCUUAAAAUUUUUAGGGGAAUAUUUUAGAUGAGAUCUUUUAUAUAAAAUUUUGUCUUUAUUGAAAGGUUAAAAAGAAGUGAUGUCUGAGGUUGUAUCAUUGUAAAGCUAAUGGUUAUUUGAUUUCAUUAUUAUUGAUUUACUUAAAAAGAAUUAGAAUUGAAAGGAAGCUGAGAAGUCAUUUGAUCUUCUUUUAUAGAAUAGGGAACACCUGCUGGGGUGGGAACCCCCCCUCCCCCCCCCACACACACACAGUUUUUGGAUUCUGUGUUUACUAUUUUUAGCACAUUCCAUGGAUUGUCAUUCCAUUACAGGAAAGUAUUAUUUGGCAUGUUGGCUUUGACAUGUAAACUUAGAACUAUGAAUAGAACUUCUCUUUUACACUCUAAACUUUUAAAUUAAGUAUAAACAAAGUACUUUUCCCUAAUUUUGGAUUAUGCUUUCUUUGGGAUUUAAAUAAUAAGUGGGUUUGGAAAGCAUUCUGCAUUUGCAAGUAUAAAAUUAUGUGCUUGUGAAAAUUAUAAGUAUGGUCUUGAGAGAAUUUGUUUUUAAAUAGAUGACAAAGCACACUCAAAUAAAUUGUUCUUUUAUUAUGAAUUUAUUGUAAGGGAGUUCUAAAUUCAGGAAUUCAAAAUUGAAAAAAAUAUGUAGUUUUGGAAAUAUAGCAUUAUUGUGUGAUACUAUUAAUGUUAAGACUUUUGUGUUUAGUACUUUUUCUGAAGGGAAAAGCCUUCUACUCUGAGCUAGUCUGACAAAGAUGAGGAAACUGUUCUACCCCAUAUUGUGGCUAUCCUACCCCAUAUUGUGAAGAACACUGCCUUUUUGAGGAAUCACAGUUCUGAUUCAUUUUUAAAUGUUGAGCUACUGUUUUAAGAGAUGUUUUGGAGAAAUUUGGCAUGCAGAGGAGAACAGGUUAAUCUUCUAUAUUGUCCAUAAAAUAUAAUACAUGGCUUUUUAGAAAAGAAUGUGUGAACCAAGAAGUGCUAUUUAUUUUUCACUGUUUUGAGAUAGGGAUGCUUAUCAGUACUUUCGAGUUUAAGAUAAACGUUUUGGUUAAAUUUUCUUAAGCAGAAGAUGUCAUGUGCUGGCGAAUUUUCCAAAAUAUGUACAGAUAAAAUGAUUAUGUAAGGGGUAUACAAUCACAACAUAAUAGAUAAUUUUACUUUAGUUGGUCAAGUUUCUAUGCCUAACUGAUCCUUGUGAAAUCAUUCCUCUUGGAAAAACUGGGAAGGCCAGUCAUUCGUACAUCUUUUUAUCCUUGCUCUUAGAAACAUUUUAAAUUAUAUUUCUAUCUGAGCUUUUUUCAGGCACUAUAAAGUAGAUGUUUUUGUCAUGAAUUCUUUAAAAAUUAGACGUAGUAGAAUUUCUUGAUUAAAAGGUUGCUCUGAAAAAAAAAAUACAUUACCCUGUUGGUGAGCCCAUGGAGCCUUGUAUUUAUUGUUGCCAACAUCUUUAAGAAGGAUUUCAUUAAAAAAUAUAAAAUUAUGUAGCCCAUAAAUCAUUUUUAGGUUCAGUAAUAAGUCAUUUUAAACUGGUUCAACCUUACGUGAAUUUUGGUAGAUAUAGAAUAUUUCUUAAGAUAGUAUUAAUAAGGUUCCAGCGUACUGUGUGUUUGUUCACAUUUUGUUUUGUAGAUAUUCAGAAGUCUUUUAUAACUGCAUCUGACUAUGUAAAGGAAUAAUUUGGAAAUACAGUAUUCCUGAGUUUAAAGAUAGCAUGUUAUUUUGGCAAAAUAAAUAGUAUUAGCUGUUUGGCCUUUUUUCCCUCCUCUUAAGAGUUGUUUAUGAAAUGUGCUCAACCUGUCAUAAAAUACCUUAACAUAAAUAGCUUAAUGUAAUUUAUUUCUAAUAAGUAAAUAGCUUAAUGUCUCUCUAGUUUUGACCUUAACUACCACUGGCUUGACAUUAUUUUCUUUAUAAUUGUCUGAAGAGAGGAGAAGUCGUAUUCCACAAUUUUUAUGUAUACUCCCCAAGGAGUGUACUGUUCUUGUGCACUCACUUUUAAAUAAAAUAUAAAAUUCAUUUAAAGAAAUUUGCAUUUAUAAGAUUAGAAAGCAUUUAUCAUCUUUGGAGCAAUUAGGAUUUCAUUGAAAACAAAACCAGUAAGAAGUGUGAUGUAAAUACAAAAAGUUUUUUUGAUAAUAUUUAAAUUUCCACUAGCAGUCAUGAACUUAUAGAAUAAAGCAUUUAACAGAGAAGUUAGGAUAUUUCUAUUUGAUUGUGGAAUCAAUAAAGCAAGUACUUCUGUUUUUAGUCUUUACUUCACAUGUGAAUACUAUGAACUCUAGUCAGUAUCUAGCAGGGUCUAUCCUUUUUUCAAAAAGGAUUUAUCUACUGCCAUUUAUUAACGAAAAUUCAUCAAUGUGUCAUAUACAUACAAUGUGUCAUAUACAUAUACAUCAUAAGUAAAUAUACUCUGAAUAAAGUUUUUUUGUAUGGUAUGACGUGAAUACCAUAGUAAAAAAUAUAGUAUAAACUAUAGCUACUUUUAGGAAAUAAAUAACGUUUCAUAAGGAGAGCCAUCCUAGCCUUUUUUCAGGCAAAAUUUCUGACCUAGUAUUAAAAACUUUACUUGGUAUUAUGUUUAAUGUUUAUACAUCUAUUUACUUGUAAAUAUAUUGUGUGUUUUUAUAAUAUAUGAUUUCAAAAUUAUUGUCAUUUAAAAAAAUAACAUAGUAAC